CACGCGACAUGUCCGAAGAUGGCCGAGAGAACAACGUGGUGCCCCCUUCCACGGAGACGGAAGACGGUCCCAAGGGCCCGCCCGAUAUCUCCGGCCUCUACUCCUUGAAGUUGGAUAACCUCGACUACUCCGUCACCCUGGAGCAGCUGAAGGAAUUGUUCGGCAAACACGGGGAGAUCGGUGACGUCUACAUGCCCAGGGACUACUACACGAAGCGAUCGAGGGGCUUCGCGUUCGUCCGCUUCAAGGACCGCACCGCCGCGGAGGACGCGAUCAAGGAGUUCGACCAGAAGGAACUGAACGGCCGACCGAUCGCGUGUCGCUUCGCGGAGAAGCCCAGGCCCGACAACCCUCGCGAGGCGCACCUUGGCGGCGGCCGAGGCGGCCGAGGCGGCCGAGGCGGUCGAGGCGGCGAUUACUACCGGGGCGGCGGCGGCUCCUACGGCGGCAGCUACUCCAGCCGCAGGCCGUACGGCGGCGGCGACGACUACGGGCCCAGCAGGGGCGCUUACCGCGAGGUGUACGACCGACGCGGACCGUACGAUCGCAGGGACUCAGAUUACAACCGCGGAAGGGACGACUACUACUACGACAGAGACAGAGGCUACUCCGACCGCGGAGGGUACGAUGACAGGUCGAGGGGAUACGAUCGCAGGGACGAUUACUACGACAGAGACAGAGGCUACGGCAGGGACCGCUACGACGACAGGUCGAGGGGAUACGAUCGCAGGGACGAGCGCCCGAGGAGCAGAUGAGACCGCAGUAGCCUUGUGAGAAAGACUAGAAAAUGUCUCAUGUUUUUCGCAGUCAGACUGGACUUCCCAACAGAAGAAGUCCCGGGCUGCCAAAACGAGAUCAUUCCAACCGGCACCCGGCAUGAGCGAAGAGCCAGCGCCGGUCGACGUUGCCGCCGCGGCCGUCGCCGGUGACGCCGCAUCCGUCCAUGGAUCUCAAGUGGGCUCCUUGGUCGGGUCCCGCGCGGCGUCCAUCGCGGGUGACGCGGCCCCCGUGGGCGAAAUUGGGGGUGGCGAAACCGGAGGCCCGGGAUCGGUAGCGGGCGAGUCGGCGCACGGCAGGGGAACGCACGCGCCUCGGGUUCCGGUCAAGCUGGAGGACGUCGUCGCAAAGAACCGGAGGUGGGCGGAGGCGUGCGACAAGGAGACGAAGAUGAUCCGACUCAACACCACCUUCAUGGUGGGCAACAGGAACAACCUGGACAUCUUCCCGGAGAAACCCAACCGCCUGAACCUUCCCGUGGUGAACGCGGACGUGGCGCGCGAGAGCAACGAGCUGCUGGACUCGGUGUGCUCGGUGAAGGACGCCAUCUUGCUCCCGGCGGAGAAGUACGAGCUCCCGCAGACGAUGGCCCAAGAGGUGGGCUUCCACUAUAAACCUCUCGUCGAAAGGAACCCGAUGUUUCAAAGGGGCCGAGCCGGGUGCGAGAUCACCGCGUACGCCGAGAACUACGUCGAGACCACGGGCGUCGGUCCCUACGCGCGAAAGAAAGUAACGCAGGCCAGUAGAACCAGCAAGGGCGGCAAGGGUAAGAAGAAGUGACCGUCGUCGCGUGGUCGUUGUAACUCUACCGUAUUACGCGUCGAGGCGCUAGUCU
Messenger RNA from Micromonas commoda, 1612 nucleotides. RefSeq lists its product with no specific name. Gene Ontology annotation, biological process: positive regulation of mRNA splicing, via spliceosome. The record is from RefSeq and is a predicted model, not a curated record. Gene Ontology annotation, molecular function: RNA binding. Gene Ontology annotation, cellular component: spliceosomal complex. The coding region runs from base 9 to 755 and encodes 248 amino acids. Lineage: Eukaryota; Viridiplantae; Chlorophyta; Mamiellophyceae; Mamiellales; Mamiellaceae. The transcript is spliced from 2 exons.